This is a messenger RNA of Beta vulgaris subsp. vulgaris (sugar beet), 738 nucleotides long. RefSeq lists its product as uncharacterized. The transcript has a single exon. The record is from RefSeq and is a predicted model, not a curated record. Lineage: Eukaryota; Viridiplantae; Streptophyta; Magnoliopsida; Caryophyllales; Amaranthaceae. The coding region runs from base 1 to 738 and encodes 245 amino acids.
AUGGAGAUUUGUGGUCCGAAGAGGGGAAUUUUAACAGAGAGAAACAUGCCUAUUGGAACCAGUAGCUUCCUAUCGAAAGCCACUUCCUUUAUGACCUCAAGUACUGCGAGAUCGAAUGACUGGAAGAUCCGUGAGGCAAGAGGUUUAAACCCUUAUACUUCAUCACCAUCAGUCCGAAGAACCUACCAUGUGGGGGAAAGCUUGGCAGCUAGGGCUGUAGAUGGGAGUUCUGAGAACCCAAGAGUUAAACCUGAGCCACAAACGCCACCUAUAGUUGCAAAAAGGACAAUAUACCAAGCGUUUGAGGACGAGUUUAUACCCGAGACCUACCAAAACCUUAGAACUAUCACCUACAUGUCUGAUGAUGAUGGGAACAAUAGGACCUUUAUCGCAGUAAUUGAAGGGGAUCAGGCUGCACCGGUAUUAUAUGAGGGAAAUGAGGAAGAUGGGGACCCUAAUGGAAAUGAGCAUGCUGAAGGGGAUCCGAUAGAAGAAGAUCCUAAAGAAGAGGAGCCUAUUGAGGAAGAGGAACCCAUAGAAGAGGAAGAACCCCUGGAGGAAGAGGAACCCAUUGAGGACGAAGACCCUAUUGAGGAUGAAGCUGAUAUGGAAGAAGGAAUAGAGGAUCUUGAGUCAGAUGAUGAAGCUCACCGCUAUAUUCCAUUGUUUCCUCUCAUCACAUAUUUAGGAUUACAAUAUCGUUAUUUUCUCAUAUUUAUUUAUUUAGUUCAGUGUUAA